UAAAGCUGACAGCAACCAGUGGUGUCAGUUGAUUUUCAGCGGGCAUCGGAACACCAGUGACAUAUACAGAAUGUUUGCAACAUCUGCCAUAAUUCUCAUAGCAUUGCAUCUUAGCAGCGCCAAACAUGAAAAUCUAACGAAAAACUAUAAAUUUCCAAAUAAAGAAUUAGUAUUAUCGGAGGCAUCAUUCAAUAAUGCAACUUUGUUCUACGCAUCGUGCGAACAAUCGCCAAAGCAGUGUACCGUCAUCCACGAAACGAAUCCUUUCAAUAGAUCGACUGUGACAGCAAAGUGCGAGGUGAACCUCAAAUCUGACAAUGUACAAUUGUUGGUUGGUUCGCGUAAACAGAAAGCUAUCUUCAUCACGGUAUCCAAAUCUUCGAUGGUUCAAGCGACUAUUGUUAAUAUGUCCAGUUGUAAAUCUGUGGAAAUGGACAUAGUAGAGGUUCCAUCGGAUUGGAGCAACAUUCAACUGUACUACAAAUAUAUUGACGUUGUUGUGUUCGAAAAGAGCUUCGACGUUAUUAUCAAAGGAUUGAGUAAUAUCUGUAGCGAGCCUGACAGAAAAAUUUACUGUAGCUUUACAUUUGAUUACGAGGGAAAGAAAAUUGGUGGACCGACUGUGUGGCCAAAAAUGUAUUACGAUGAAAUGGAUAUAGUUUCGCCUAUUUUGCCAGCAGUUUCGGGAGAAUGGUAUUUCUUUGUGAAACGAGAAGAUUCUUUAUCAGCGCUGUUGGUUGAUCGACAUGGCGGUCCUGAAUAUGAAAGGAUGUACAAAAUGCCAAAAGUUCAUUUAGAUAUUUGGAAAGAAGGUUACUCGACCACUAACAACGCGCACGGGAUGUGCUACGAUUUGAUGAAUUCGACCAUCGGAUGUUGGCAAAUGGGUGUAGAAGGACGAAAAUUAAUUACAGAAUUUACUUUCAAGCAUCAACAUCAAACAGCCAAACUUUCCGUUCAUAAUUUGCGUAGCGGUGGAUUUAUUAUAUUGUUGAUUACAUGUCCAGAACAAAUUUGUUCUGGCAUUGAAGAUCAUUAUUAUCUCUUGAAAGUCGAUGCACAAGGAAAAUUCACUGGCCAUGUAAAUGUAGAAGUCAAAAGUCAGUGUAACGCGAAAAACAGUGAUAUCCUGGCUAAAGUAUUUGAGAAUGAUCAAGGGCAGUAUUGCGCAGUCCGGCUAUGCAAAAGUCACACUCACGAGGAGGGUCGUCUGGAAACUUCGAUCGACUGUUUUUCUAAUAAUGAUUUCACGCAGUAGCAAAAUUAGAUGUUAAAAUUUACGUUUUUUAUUACGAAAACUGUUCAAUAAAUUGUUUUUUGCAUUAAAUUUCCGUUUUUAGUUUCAUAACUUU
This is a messenger RNA of Phymastichus coffea, 1352 nucleotides long. RefSeq lists its product as uncharacterized. The transcript is spliced from 2 exons. The record is from RefSeq and is a predicted model, not a curated record. Bases 71 to 1258 code for a protein of 395 amino acids. Lineage: Eukaryota; Metazoa; Arthropoda; Insecta; Hymenoptera; Eulophidae.